Messenger RNA from Rattus rattus (black rat), 1290 nucleotides. RefSeq names its product septin 12 (gene Septin12). Gene Ontology annotation, cellular component: microtubule cytoskeleton; septin ring; septin complex. Gene Ontology annotation, molecular function: GTPase activity; GTP binding; molecular adaptor activity. The transcript has 10 exons. The record is from RefSeq and is a predicted model, not a curated record. The coding region runs from base 72 to 1142 and encodes 356 amino acids. Lineage: Eukaryota; Metazoa; Chordata; Mammalia; Rodentia; Muridae. Gene Ontology annotation, biological process: cytoskeleton-dependent cytokinesis.
CUUGCCAGCUACUCCCAGCUCCCCCAAGGGAAUCAUCCACCAGCAACAGGCACCAUUGUACCCUUGGCCCCAUGGAUGAGAGGCGAACACCCUCUCCCUGCUCUUCGAGGCCCUCCAGUCCCAGGACCCCACCCUGUGAGAUGUUUGGUCCUGUGGGCAUUGAGGCUGUGCUAGACCAGCUGAGGAUCAAGGCUAUGAAGACUGGGUUUGAGUUCAAUAUCAUGGUAGUCGGGCAGAGUGGGCUAGGCAAGUCCACCAUGGUGAACACAUUGUUCAAGUCCAAAGUGUGGCAGUCACCUGCACCCAACCUGGAUGUACCCAUGCCACAAACAUUGGAGCUGCACUCUGUGACCCACGUCAUCGAGGAGAAGGGACUGAAGCUGAAGCUGACAGUGACAGAUACACCUGGCUUUGGAGACCAGAUCAACAAUGACAAGUGCUGGGACCCUAUCCUGAGUUACAUCAACCAACAGUACGAGCAGUAUCUACAGGAGGAGCUUCUCAUCACCCGCCAGCGCCACAUCCCCGACACCCGUGUGCACUGCUGCGUGUACUUUGUGCCACCCACUGGCCACUGCCUACGGCCCCUGGACAUUGAGUUCCUGCGACGGCUGUGCCGGACCGUGAAUGUGGUGCCUGUGAUCGCCCGGGCUGACAGCCUGACCAUUGAAGAACGAGAUGCCUUCAGGAGCAGGAUUCAGCAAAACCUGAAAAAUCACUGCAUCGAUGUGUACCCGCAGCAGUGUUUCGACGAGGACAUCAAUGACAGGCUCCUCAAUAGUAAGAUCCGGGAGCAGAUCCCUUUUGCUGUGGUCGGGGCUGACCGAGAGCACAUAGUGAAUGGGAGAUGUGUCCUGGGCCGGAAGACCAAAUGGGGCAUCAUCGAAGUGGAGAACAUGGCGCACUGUGAGUUUCUUCUCCUGAGAGACCUGCUCAUCCGCUCCCAUCUCCAGGACCUGAAGGACAUCACCCACAACGUACACUACGAGAACUACCGGGUCCUCAGACUCAAUGAGAGCCACAUGCUGCCCCGGGGGCCAGGCUGGGUGAACCUGGCUCCAGCCUCCCCUGGACAGCUGAUGGCUCCGGGACCAGAAAAGGUCCGAAAGCGAUCCAAGGAUCCCAAGGAUGAUGAGUGCUGAGGGGCAUGGCCCCAAGCCUGCUAGGCUCCUCCCUUCCUCAGCAGCCAGCUCCCAACACACACCCUAGAGCAUCUAUGUGAACCUGGAGUUGCUUUGUACUAAAAAGCUGUGCUUUGACAACUAAAGGGUUUGUAAACGAGUCCUCUGA